This is a messenger RNA of Drosophila biarmipes, 4510 nucleotides long. RefSeq lists its product as uncharacterized. The record is from RefSeq and is a predicted model, not a curated record. Lineage: Eukaryota; Metazoa; Arthropoda; Insecta; Diptera; Drosophilidae. The transcript has 6 exons. Bases 401 to 3541 code for a protein of 1046 amino acids.
GCUGCCAGCUCUUGGCCAAGUUUAUUGAAAGCGCAGAAUCCGAGAGCUACGGACGUGCUUCGCUCGAGCGCAUCUUCGAACCACGAUCUCCGGCCCUCGCUCGCACCCGCCCGCUCGCUCGCUCCGCGAUCGUGAUAUCGUGCCGCGAGUUUGGACUUUAUUUCGAUUGGGAAAAGGCGGUGAAAAUAUUACACACUGCAGACGUCUGUCUGCCAGCCGAUUUUGUCAUCGCGAUCAUUGUUAGGCGCUAGUCGGCUCCUACGCGGCGGUAUAAACUGUAUUGCAGCUCGCCUCUGCCCCUCUGGGCAAUGCCCCAUUCUAAUUGUUAAUUGCGUGACACGUUCCGAGAGAAAUAAUAAUACAGAAGUAAUACGAAACAUCGCACAUCACCCACGACACGAUGCAGUUCGAUCCGAAGCCACGACGCGGCGGCGUGGCUAGCUUCGCCGCAGUGCUGCUGAUCCUCAGCGCGGAUCUCGCCGUUGGAAGGCCUGAUGUGCGCGAGUCGCCCUUCGCCCGCGAGCUGCAGCCGCCGCUGCUGCAGCCGGACGUGACCUUCAGCCCAGCCGACCAGCAGGGCGCUGGCCCCAAGGCCAUCGAUAGCUACGGCAACCCCAUCGACGCACUGCGUCCCAUUGACACGCCCGACGGGCGCAAGGUGGUCAGUGCCCAGGGCGUUCAGUUCGAGAUACCCACCUACGCAUCGGGGAUCACGGAGAUCCGGCGGCCGGCCGACGAUCUUCUGCCUCCGCACAUUGGUGAGUUGACAACCAAGGGAACAGAGGCUGCCAGCGGUGCCACCAGCAGAAGGGAAACGGAAACCAGGACGAAAAACGACACAAAGAACAAUGCCUUGACUGCACCACACACAAACAGUAGAAAUAGUAGCACCACUAGAGCCACUAGAGCCACUAGAGCCACUAGAACCACUAGAGCCACUAGCACCACCCGCACCGCACCAGCUGCACCACCCAUUAGCACCACUAACAAGCUGGCCAAGCGCGAUUCGCCGGGCGGCCAGUUCCCCAUCGCACCACCCACUAACCACCACGCCCCGCCCGCCUACUCCCUGAUCAGGCUGAAUCCCUUCGGGGAUUCCGACUCGCCCAUCACCCAGAUUGGCUCCCCUUCAAGCCUCAGUCCCAGCCCUUGUCCCAAUUCCCCGUCCCAGUCCCAAGCCAAAGUCCCCGCGAAUUGCUCGAAAUACUCAACCACGAAUCCGAAUCCUCUCCAACCAGAUGCCAUCGCUGUGGGCCUGGAGUCGCCCCAGUCCAGUGCAGAACAGAAACCGAAUCCGAUACCGAUUCGGGACUCAUUCUCCGGCACAGCAUCAGCAUCCGCACCAGCACCUCUUCCAGCCACAUCACUAACACCGCCCCACCAUGACCCACCCUCAUCCGACACGCCGACCACCAGCACCGCCGCGGAUGUGGAGGUGGAGCAGGCGCAGCUGGUGCCUCUGCCCCAGGAGGAGGCCAGCUCUCUGCCAGAUUACAUCCUGGAGCUGCAGCGCCAGGAUGCGAAUAUCGGCGGACCAGUGGAAUGGAAACCGGCAGCCGAUGGAGCACCACUCAGUGUGAUCGCCUGGGAUCUGCUGCCACCGCACCAGGAGCAGGACAGCCAUCACAGCCAGGAGGAGCAGCAGCAGGAGCCCACCAUCAUCACAGAGGCACAACAGCUGCCGGCCAAGAAGGUCCAGGGCAUUGUGGAUCCCAUCAGUCACAAUAUACGGCUGAGCCUGAGCAGCGGUAACGCCCUUAGUCCAGUGGCCCCCCUGCAGGAUCAGGAGCACCAUGAUGGACCAGCGGAGCAUGGCACCAAUGCCCAUGUGGGCAGCACCACACCCAGCAAUCCGGGUCGCUUUCCCAACCGCCAGCGUGGCACGGCCCACUACAGCACAACCAGGAGCAGUAGCACCACCCUGAGACCCAGGAGCAGCAGCACCACCACCCAGGCACCAACCACGACCACUACCAGGAGAACUACCACAACCACGACGACUACUACCAGGAGACCCACCACCACAACCACCACUACGACAACCACUCCGAAGCCAGAGCCACGCACCACCGCUGCAAUACCCCUUGGCACCACCGAGGAUCCUGCCACCUUCUACCACCUGGAGAACGAGGAGGCCUAUGCCUACACCUUGCCCACCUGGCUGCAGGAGGUCACCGACCCGGAUCUGGAUGUGGCGGUGACCUUCGAAGUGCCCGCCGACAACGACAAGUACAACCACUCGCUGGCCAACGAUCUGGAGCCACCUUUCGAGCCCUUCGUGGAUCUGGGCAACAUUCAGCUGACGCCACCACCCACCAGCAGGCCCAGCACCACAACCACGAGGAGAACGACCACCACAACCACUACGGCGGCACCAACAACAACGACAACAACCACCACAACAACCACGCCACGAACAACCACAACGACCACGCGGCGAACCACCAAAGCACCCAUUACAACACUAAAACCAACAGCACCCACCACCCACAGCACCCAAGCGCACCCAGAACCUCCGCCAGUGAAACUGACCACAACCACCACCCACCACGCAGAUAACCCGCCCGAGGAUUCGAGGAGCACCACUGCGAGUCCCCUGGACGGAGGCAACCCCUUCGACUCGGCCACCAUUCCCGCCUGGCUGCGAGACUUCGACUAUCCGGAUGUGGGUCCCGGUGUGCCCUUCGAUCCGGACAACUUUGGACAGCAGCCGGCAGCCGGAGCGGCAGCCGGAGGAGCAGCCGCUAGUAGCAGUACCCGUUACCCAACCAACCCGCCACGCCUCCCUAACGUCCCAACCGCCUCCUCCGCUUUUCCAUCCAAAGUCACGCUUCCGCUUCCAGGCAGCAGCAUCAGUGGCCCCAGCAGCAGCGAGGAACCACCAAAGGUGCUCGUUCCGCCCGCUGACUCGGAGUCCACCGCCGGUUCCGUCUCCGGCUCCGCCAACUCCAAUCCCGGACCACUCACCCAUCCCACAUCCUUUGCAGCCCGCUUCGAGCCACCGGCCAGCAGCUCCAGCUCCAGCUCCUCCGCCGCAGAGCCCUUCCCGCCCAGCAAGGUGGAGUACACCAAGAGCGACGAGGGCAAGGUCAUCAGCACGCCGGUCACCAGCAACCAGCGAAGAACUGAGGCUGCGGCUCCAGCUGUGAACACUGGAAAGUACACGGGAGGAUUCGGAGCUCCGGCGGGGCUACUGCGUCCACAGACGACCAGCGCCAGCGGCCCCAAUCCGAGUGCGAGUGCCAGCUCCAUCUACGUGGCCGGCAACCAGCACGAGUUCAGCAGCAUUGUGAAGGCGAACAAGGCGAGGCCCACCGUGAACCCAGGCCGCUACAACGGCGGCUUUGGAGCACCCACCGGCGUGCUUUCGCCACAGGCCCAGGCCCAGGCCCACGCCCCGGCGGAGCCGCGACCCUUCCAGGCCGCAGUGCACCAGCAGGCGGAGCACAGGGAACCGCAGUCCGGAACCGCCAGCCGCUUUGGCGGACCACCCGGCAUCCUGGUGCCCUUCGACAAUGUGCAGCGAACCGGGGGGCAGUAGUCCGGGAGUGGAGCGGCCUCCGCAAAUACUUUAAAUUAUUUAUAGCCCAUGUACAUGUACCUAUGCUAGAGCUGAGUAAGGGGAUCGCCAGCAAACUUGCGUAAAUAAAAGUAAAAGUCCGAGAACCAAUCCCGAAUCUCAGUUCACUGGGCGGGGCAGUUCAGGGGCUUCGGUCGAGCACGGGCCAGUCUGUCCUGAUACAGCCUACGGUACACACACAUCAUAGACUUUUGUGCUACGGAAACUGUUCAGAAAUUAUCCCCAAAUUCGACUCGAAAAUGUGCAAUUGUGAGUACACACCCUCGUGUUGCGCCAAGUUCUAUCCAAUAUGGUGCAUAGUUUGGGGCGCCAUAUCAGUCGUAACUGGAAUCAUAAUGGCACUCAGACAAUACCUUGCCUCUGAGAAUUUGCCUCUGGGAAUUUUCGCAAUUUUGUUUGGGCUCUCCUACCUUGUCGCUGGCUUGUUGAUGUUCUUUGGUGCUAGAAUGAAUAAGAAGACGCUUUUCAAGGCUGGAAAAAUCUUGAGCUACUUUUAUGGUAUCGCUGGAUUCAGUACUAUAUUCAUCCUGGUUGUCCACAUCAUCGCUGUGAUCAAGCUGUGCAGAUAUGUGGAGGAGCGCUGGGGAUAGCUGGCCAAGGACUGCGCUUCCGUUCUCAUCUGCGCCUUACGAGAUCCCUACGGAUUUAUCAGUUCUCGACCAAGUUCCGGCCUUGUUGAUUUUGUUUGGGCUCUGACGGCACUUUGGGAUGUGGCCACGACGGAACUCGGUGGGUUCCGCUGGAUGGUAAGCUACAUCCUCCGCCACAAACGGUCUUCAUAUGCUUUCUCGACCAGCACACUUUAUUUGGACCACAUCCCGACGUUGUGGAAUGCUGCCAUGAUGAAAUUUAACGUGUACGAUGCCUAGACUUCAAAAAUAUGUAACCAAAUUUAAGUGUGUUCAAUUAAAAUUGUGUUUAAUGCGUUAA